AUGGAGCUUUUGCCUGAGGAUUGUUUUGCCCAUAUUUUAUCAUUUACAUCCCCUCAGGACGUGUGUAGGACCUCAUUAGUCUCAUCCAUUGUGCGGUCAAUGGCAGAUUCAGAUACUGUCUGGGAGAAGUUUUUGCCAUUUUAUUAUCAAGAUAUUGUUUCAAGUCUGGCGACCCCAUCCUUGCUGUGUUCGUCAAAGAAAGAGUUGUUUGUCAGGUUAUGUAAACCGCAACUAAUUAAAGACGGUAACAAGAUGUUCUCGAUCGAAAAAACAACGGGAAAAAUAUGCUACCUGUUGAGCGCUAGGCAACUUUCAAUUGCAUGGGGUGACAGCCCACUCUAUUGGUCAUGGAAACCAACUCAAGGUUCAAGGUUUGCAGAAACUGCUGAACUGAGAACCAUUUGCUGGCUAGAAAUCAGGGGCAGCAUAAACAGUGGAAUGUUAUCUCCUAAAACAUUAUACGGAGCGUAUCUAAAAGUGAAAUUCGCGGAUCGUGCAUACGGGUUAGACUCGUUACCUUCGGAGGUGUCAGUAGAGGUUGGCAACCACAAAUCACAAGGAAAUGUUUACAUACAUUCACAUUGCAAAAGGAACGGUAAAGCCUCUUGUUGUUCCCAUUGUGAGGCUCGAGAUGAAUGGUUGGAGAUUGAGUUGGGGAGUUUCCACCCUGAAUCAAACCAAGAAGUGAGAAUGUGCCUCAAAGAGGUUAAAGGUGUGCACUUAAAAGGUGGGCUAAUAGUUGAUGGGCUUGAAAUAAGGCCCAAAUGGUUCUAA
This is a messenger RNA of Abrus precatorius (Indian licorice), 774 nucleotides long. Its product is annotated as F-box protein PP2-B15-like. Bases 1 to 774 code for a protein of 257 amino acids. The record is from RefSeq and is a predicted model, not a curated record. Gene Ontology annotation, molecular function: protein binding. The transcript has 3 exons. Lineage: Eukaryota; Viridiplantae; Streptophyta; Magnoliopsida; Fabales; Fabaceae.